Alexandromys fortis (reed vole) is the source of this 1469-nucleotide messenger RNA. RefSeq names its product UBA like domain containing 2 (gene Ubald2). The record is from RefSeq and is a predicted model, not a curated record. Bases 229 to 723 code for a protein of 164 amino acids. Gene Ontology annotation, molecular function: protein binding. Lineage: Eukaryota; Metazoa; Chordata; Mammalia; Rodentia; Cricetidae. The transcript has 3 exons.
AUCGAACGUCCGUGUGGGAGCCGGCGGCCGGCCGGGCGGCGCGCGGGCCAAUCAGCGGCGGCGGCUCGCGGUCCCCGAACGUUGGGCCCGGCGGCCCCGCCCCGCGCUGUUGUUUGCGGCGUCGGCGCGGCCGCGCGAGCCGAACCACAACAUUCGCCGGGCGGCGGCGGCGGCGGCGGCGGCGGCGGCGGAGCUGCGAGCGCGAGCCCGGGGCGGCCGCCCAGCGCCAUGUCGGUGAACACGGACGAGCUGCGGCACCAGGUCAUGAUCAACCAGUUCGUGCUGGCCGCGGGCUGCGCGGCCGACCAGGCGCAGCAGCUGCUGCAGGCGGCGCACUGGCAGUUCGAGACCGCCCUGAGCACGUUCUUCCAAGAGAGCAACAUUCCCAACAGCCACCACCACCCGCAGAUGAUGUGUACUCCCAGCAACACCCCUGCCACACCACCUAACUUCCCUGAUGCACUAGCCAUGUUCUCCAAGCUUCGAGCCUCUGAGAGCCUGCAGAGCAGCAACAGCCCCAUGACAGCGGUGGCCUGCUCGCCCCCUGCAAACUUCAGCCCCUUCUGGGCCGCAUCCCCACCCAACCACCAGACGCCCUGGAUCCCACCCUCUUCCCCCAACUCCUUCCAUCAUCUGCACUGCCCACAGCCCACGUGGCCCCCUGGAGCGGCACAGGGGCCCACCCAGCAGAAAGCCAUGGCAGCCAUGGACGGCCAGAGAUGAGACUGGAUGGCACUGGGCUGGAGCAGGGGCAGUCCAGGGUUGUGGGGACACAGAGCAGGGCUGGGGAGGGGGACAUGAGGGCGGGGUUUCUUGAAGAUCGCACUGGAAGAUUUUUUAGGAGAAUUUUUGUGGGUGGGGGUACAGUAAACAUCCUGAGCCACUUGGGUUCUUCAGGAGUUUCUCUUUGGGAAAGUUUUUUCCUCUUUUUAAUAUAUAACUAUAAUAUAUAUGAAUAUAAAUGUAUGUGAGGGGGCCUGCGCGUGAGGGAAUCUCUCCUUGUCAACACCUUCCUCUGCCUAAUUUGGGGUAACAAGGGUGCUCAUUCAGAUGGAGUGAGUUUGCAGCUGGGUGGAUAUGCUGCCUUUAAAGUCACGUUGGCCAUUAGGAGCCCCCACCCCAAAGGGAGGUCCCAAAAGGGUCCUGUUGGAAUCAUCGACUUUCCUGCCCCAUCAUUGGUAGAUGGCGUUUUCAUCUCAGCUGGUGGUGGCCUCAGUGGCCCUGAAACUCAUCACCCUGUCCCCAGCUGAGUGUGCUGAGCUCCUAGGACUGAAGAGUUGGCUGACCUCUGAGUGGACACUUGGCUGUCCCAUCCCUUACUGUCCUGGCUGUCCCACAGGUCUCCAGCCUCUGGCUAGCCACAGAGGAGGACAACUCAGGAGAGCUCUUUGGAUUGAGUUCCUAGAUUAAAAAUCACAUCUCACCAGGGUGCAAUUUUAAUUUAAAAACUUAAAGACUUUUCUAACUUC